This is a messenger RNA of Vespa crabro (European hornet), 1613 nucleotides long. RefSeq lists its product as uncharacterized. The record is from RefSeq and is a predicted model, not a curated record. The coding region runs from base 136 to 1434 and encodes 432 amino acids. Lineage: Eukaryota; Metazoa; Arthropoda; Insecta; Hymenoptera; Vespidae. The transcript is spliced from 4 exons.
UAUCUGUGAGUUUUACUAUCAAAGAACGAGUUUUCUUUAUAAUAUCAUACAAACCCGUUACUUUUCAAUCACCCCUCGUCCUUUAUUUCUUUUUUUUUUUUUUAUUCUUAACGGAGAACAAAUAAUUUCUUUUUGAUGAAAUUUUCUGACCAAGUUGAUCGUUUCGAUUCUUUUUCUCUUUCUUUUUCGGUUUUUUUUUCUUUGCUCUUUUUGUUUUUUUUUCUUUUUUUUUUGUUAUUGCUGUUGAUCGUCAUCGAGAAAUACCGCGUGAGAUUAAUUAUUCGUGAGAACAGAAGGAGAAGGGAAAAGGGCAGAGAGAGAGAGAGAGAGAGAGAGAGAGAGAGAGAGAGGGAGGGAAAGAGAGAGAGAGAGGAAGACAAGAGGGUGAAAAAAGCGAUUAGGCACGUUGUGGCAGUGCUGGAUGAGAGAAUCGAUGAAGAGCGCUUUUAUAUCGCCAUUCGAGAAUCACAAGGAAAUUUUAGGAACACGAAGACGAUUCUAAACUUAUUAUUUGAAAGGAUGAAGCGUAAUCCGUUGGAAUGCUUUAUGUUCUUUCUUUUACUGAUAGUUUCGGAAGGAGGAUCAACUUCCGUCCGAGACAAUCUCUUCCACGAGAAUGAUCUAUCUAUUUCGUCGACAAACUCGAACAAGUCUCCACUUCCGAUUAUCCCGUCGAUCAAUUAUAUCGAAACACCGCAUUCUUGUCUUUACAUAUCACCUGAUUUACCACAUUGCCAUUUUAUAAGAAACGAAAACACCCAAAGAUUUUAUCGAUCGACCGACAAUUCCUUCGAAAGAAAAAGAACGAACGAGGAGUCACUUUUUCAAGGACACGUCACGGUUUAUUCCUUACAAGGUUGCUUACCCUCCAGAUUACCGUUCAAGAUGGCGUUGUGCGAGUCGAAAGAGAGCCUUGAGAGAGCUACGAAAAUAUGGAAAUUAUAUCCUUUUCAAGUCGACGAUCACGAUGAUAACGGGGAACAGAUAGGAUCGAUGUUCGUUUUUCCACGAUUCGAUAUAAGUCGAUGGUCGAAAUCGAUGAGAUUACUUCGUAACGAAAGGGAUCAAGAACAAAGAUCGAACAAUUCGGAAAGCUUUUUGAAGCCCACUCAAAAAUAUUUUCCAUCGUCGAUGAUCUCGUUCGAUCGUGAUAGAAACGAUCGAAUAAAAUCAUCCUCGAGUAUGGUCAAUCGAAAUAAUUUGACGAAUUCGAACGAAAGUAUAAAACGAAGAAGAAGAAGAAGACGAAGAAGGAGCGAUAGAUUGGAUCGUCGUGAGAUCAGACAAGGAAGCGAAUUUCCCUAUUCGAAAUCGAUCCCGUUCGAUCCAAAAAGAUUCGUUUUAAAUGAAAGAUCGAGUAAAUUUCUAAAAUCUAGUUCAUUCCUUUCGCGAAAAUCUAGGGAUAUGAAAAUGGAAAACAAAUUUCCUUAUUGAAAGGAGAUACUAUACUGAUUUUUAAAGAAAUUCGAAUAAGUCGAGCCAAUAUAUCUGAUUAUUAUCGUGUUCGAAAUAGUUACCUGAUUGUUAUUAAUUUUUAUCCAUAAUUAAUAUCGAUUUAUUUAAUAGAGAUAGGUAAGAGAAAAGAGAAGAAAUCACAAAUAAAAAAAAAGAUA